Messenger RNA from Ostrinia nubilalis (European corn borer), 490 nucleotides. Its product is annotated as vitelline membrane protein Vm26Ab-like. The coding region runs from base 94 to 420 and encodes 108 amino acids. The transcript has 2 exons. Lineage: Eukaryota; Metazoa; Arthropoda; Insecta; Lepidoptera; Crambidae. The record is from RefSeq and is a predicted model, not a curated record.
UAUAAAACAUGAUGAUGGCCUGAAGACGGCACAGUCCAUCGGAUUCACUAGUACAGUUUAGUUUGUGAGCAGUCACACAAAAACCCAAGCAAAAUGAUCGCCAAAUUCGUUAUCGUCCUGGCUCUAGCCGUAGCCGCCAACGCUGGCGCAAUCCCCUUGGCCGCUCCUGCCGCCGUCGUCGCCGCCGCCCCUGCGGCGUAUGUCGCGCCCUACGCCAGCUCAUACUCCGCCCACGCCGUCAACCACGCAGUCGCGACCCCCUACGUUGCGGCCCCCGCGGCCCCCCUCGUCGCGGCCCCAGCUGCCCCCCUCGUCGCGGCCCCAGCUGCCCCCUACGUUGCAGCCCCUGCAGCUCCAGUUGUGGCCGCCGCUGCCCCCUACUACUCCGCUAGAUACCUCGCCUCCCCCUACUACCUAUAAACGAAUUUGGUGACAUCAUUGCCUUAGUGACUUGCUCAAAUGUAUUGUUAUUAUAUGAGAUUCUAAACUA